AAAAUAGUAGCCAACAGUUACUGAAGAGACUCGAGUCAUAGCAGACGUCUAACGAAAAAGUGCCAUACGAGUCUAACUUGUUUCAUAGUGUAAAGUUGUGCAAAAUUGUGCUUAAAAUGGAUCUCAAUGGGAAAAAUGUGAUAUACGCAGGUGGUUUUGGUGGUAUUGGUCAAGCUUGCGUCAAAGAAUUGCUCGAAAAAGGUGUACAGAAUCUAGCUAUACUUGAUCUAACGGAAAAUAAAGAACUUUUGGAAGCUUUGCAAAAAUCAUACCCCGCAACUAUAAUUCAUUUCAUACAAUUCGAUGUUUCGAAAAAAGAGCGCAUAACAGCGGCUUUCAAAGAAGCUGUGGCUAAAAUGCAACACUUUGAUGUUCUAGUCAACGGUUGCGGCAUAAUGACGGAUGAACAUGUUGACCUCACAGUCGAAAUCAAUUUGUUGGGUGUUAUCCAUAGCACACUUACUGCCUUGCCAUAUAUGGAUAAAUCUGCUGGUGGACGUGGUGGUAUCAUCGUGAAUGUCUCCUCUGUCGCCGGCUUGGAGGCAACCGGUUUGUUUGCUAUUUAUUCGGCUACAAAACAUGGUGUUACUGCCUUCACGCGCUGCAUGGCGGAUAAAAUAUAUUUUGAUCGUUUUGGCGUUAGUUUCAUUACCAUAUGCCCUGGCAUUACUGAUACUAAUAUUUUUAGAAAUGCUCACAAAAAGGUGACCUUUGAGUUCGCCCAAGAGCCUGCUAAAAUUUUCUACAAGGCAAAGUUGCAAACCGCAGAAAUUUGUGCGAAAAAUAUGAUAAAAGUUAUGGAGACGUGUAAGAAUGGUGGAGCCUACAUUCUCGAUAUAGGUAACAUUGAGGAGGUUACAUUUCCGGAGCUGUGGAAGCCAUCUUUUGAAUCGUCUUGAGGAACUAUUCAAGUUAAUAAAAAAUAAUGUACUGUCCAUGUGAAGUGUCUAUGUAAAUGUGUAAAUAUGUAAAUAUAUAAAUAUGUAAAUAAUAGGGUGUCUGGGUGAGAACAAUAUGAAAGGAAAUUUAAAUAAAACAACGAAACGAAGCUAAUUACGCUUC
Anastrepha ludens (Mexican fruit fly) is the source of this 1062-nucleotide messenger RNA. Its product is annotated as alcohol dehydrogenase-like. Gene Ontology annotation, cellular component: cytoplasm. Bases 117 to 899 code for a protein of 260 amino acids. Gene Ontology annotation, molecular function: alcohol dehydrogenase (NAD+) activity. The transcript is spliced from 4 exons. NCBI's taxonomy places the organism in Eukaryota, Metazoa, Arthropoda, Insecta, Diptera, Tephritidae. The record is from RefSeq and is a predicted model, not a curated record.